AAGUUUAUCCAUUUUCACACCAUUUCUCCCACAGACAGCAUCUCUCAAAAUUCAAACAAAAAAUCAUUACCAGCGAAAUCUCAUAUCCCCCAGGAUUCAAUGCCAAGUCCCUCCGAUUCUCCCGAGGCCAUCGACCCCAACAGCGGCUACGAAUCCGCUACCAGAACAUUCCACAGCCUCCGUCCCCGGGUCCCACUCCCUCCUUCAACACAACCACUCUCCAUCACUCAAUACGCCUCCUCUCUCCUCCACUCCACCGCCUCAUUCUCGCCGGAAACCACCGCCUACCUCAUCGACGCCGCCUCUUCCACUCGUCUCUCCUACUCUCAGUUUCUCGAACAAUCUCGCCGUCUCUCCGCAUGGCUCCGCUCGCGGUUCCCGUCGCUGUCGAGCCAGAAAGUCGCGCUCAUUGUCUCGCCGCCGUCGCUGCACGUUCCAGUUCUCUACUUCUCGCUGAUUUCAUUAAAUGUUAUUGUUUCACCGGCGAAUCCGCUGUCGACUCCGUCGGAAUUGGAGCAUCUGGUGAAGUUGUGUGAUCCGGUGAUCGCGUUUGUUACGAGUUCUGUUAGUUCCGUUAGACACCUGCCGGCGCUACCUACUGUUAUGAUCGACUCGCCUGAGUUUCUGUCGAUGUUGAAUACAGAGAAAUCGUAUGAAAUGCCGAAACAAGUGGCGGUAUCGCAGUCCGAUACGGCAGCGAUACUUUACUCGUCCGGUACGACAGGACGCGUGAAAGGAGUGGAGCUGACUCACAGGAAUUUGAUCACUGUGAUUGCGAAUUUGUAUCAUAACAAGCGAGCGUCGUUGGAGGAUGAAGAAUUGAGUGUGGCGUUGUUUACGCUGCCGUUGUUUCACGUGUUUGGAUUUUUUAUGCUGAUUAGGGGAUUUGCGCUGGGAGAGACAUUGGUUCUCAUGGAGAGAUUUGAUUUUGUGAAGAUGUUGGAGGCGGUGGAGAAGUAUAAGGUUACGUAUAUGCCUGUUUCUCCUCCGAUUGUGGUGGCGAUGGCCAAGUCUGAUGUGGUGAAAAAUUAUGAUCUUAGCUCACUCAGGUUGCUUGGUAGUGGAGGUGCUGCGUUGGGUAAAGAAACUUCGGAGAGGUUCACGGCAAGGUUCCCGAAUGUGGAGAUAUCUCAGGGGUAUGGUAUGACUGAGACUGGGGGAGCAGCAACUACAAUGUCUGAUCCAGAGGAGAGUAAAGAGUAUGGAUCUGGUGGUCGCCUAGCAGCAAACAUGCAAGGCAAAAUAGUUGAUCCCGUAACUGGCCAGGCCCUGCCACCUGGAAAACAAGGGGAGCUAUGGCUGCGAGGACCUAAUAUCAUGAAAGGUUAUGUUGGAGAUAAUGUUGCAACCGCUGAAACUUUGACUUCUGAUGGCUGGCUAAAGACUGGCGACCUCUGUUACUUUGACUCGAAAGGAUUUCUGUAUAUCGUUGAUAGGUUGAAGGAGUUGAUUAAAUAUAAGGCUUACCAGGUUCCCCCUGCCGAGCUGGAGCAUAUAAUUCACUCGAUUCCUGGUGUUGCUGAUGUAGCAGUAAUCCCAUAUCCUGAUGAAGAUGCGGGGCAGAUUCCUAUGGCCUAUGUAGUAAGAAGUCCUGGAAGCAAUAUAUCUGAGAGUCAAAUCAAAGAUUUUGUUGCUGCGCAGGUAUCUCCAUACAAGAAAGUUCGACGUGUUGCAUUUAUCAAUUCUAUUCCAAAAUCUCCUGCUGGAAAGAUAUUAAGAAGGGAGCUGGUAAAUCAUGCCCUCUCUGGAGCGUCAGCAAGAUUAUGAUUAAAGCAGGAGGCCUUAUGGAAUUGUCACGCUGGAAGGCCCAGAACGCAAUUAUGUAGAAACCCAGCCAAAAGCAGUUUGGGACUAGUUUGCUAGACUACCAAAGUCCAGAAAAGAUUGCUAUCCUCCAACUGGCUAGAUUUAAGAACUUUGGUGAGACCUGUAUGUCUAGCAAACUUCUCCAUAAUUAUUCGGGUGUUGAGGUUUUUCUUUGUUUGACUUUGGGAGGUUUUUGAAAUUGCAUUUUCUGGUUUCAAUCAAGUAGUUGUGAAGUUGGAAGCAAUUUGAUUCACAUAUAUAUCCUUGAUAAUAGAUUUAAAUUCUCAGUUGGUUAAUUUGUUUA
Messenger RNA from Daucus carota subsp. sativus, 2110 nucleotides. Its product is annotated as 4-coumarate--CoA ligase-like 9. The transcript has 7 exons. Lineage: Eukaryota; Viridiplantae; Streptophyta; Magnoliopsida; Apiales; Apiaceae. Bases 100 to 1767 code for a protein of 555 amino acids. The record is from RefSeq and is a predicted model, not a curated record. Gene Ontology annotation, molecular function: CoA-ligase activity.